Molecule: messenger RNA, 1879 nt
Organism: Sinocyclocheilus anshuiensis
Lineage: Eukaryota; Metazoa; Chordata; Actinopteri; Cypriniformes; Cyprinidae
Gene: nmt1a
Product: N-myristoyltransferase 1a
Exons: 12
Coding region: 71-1534 (487 amino acids)
Biological process (GO): N-terminal peptidyl-glycine N-myristoylation
Cellular component (GO): cytoplasm
Molecular function (GO): glycylpeptide N-tetradecanoyltransferase activity
Source: RefSeq, a predicted model, not a curated record
CUUUGCGGCAGUCCGCCAAUAGUUUUGCGGGGUGUGAGCGCAGGGCGAGAUCCUCACUUCCUGGUUAAAGAUGGCGGAUGAGAAUGAGACAGCACCGCAGCCGGAGAAAGAAACGGAGGUAGAAGUGGGUCACGGACACUGCAGCAAUUGUGAAAAUGAAGAGCACCACUCUGAUGACGGGGAGAAGGGCGACACAGGUGCCAAGAAGAAGAAAAAGAAACAGAAGAAAAAGAACAAAGACAAGUCCGGAGGAAAAGAUGCAGCACAGGAUCCGCUGGCCAAAGUGAACUCCCUUCCUGCGGAAAAGCUACAGGAGAUCCAGAAGGCCAUUGAGCUGUUUUCGGUGGGACAGGGUCCGGCUAAAACCAUGGAGGAGGCCACACGGCGCAGUUAUCAGUUCUGGGACACUCAGCCUGUUCCUAAACUUGGAGAGACUGUGAUGUCACAUGGCUGCAUUGAGCCAGAUAAAGACAACAUACGAGAUGAGCCCUACAGCCUCCCGCAGGGCUUCACCUGGGACACUCUCGACCUGGGAAACCCUGCAGUGCUGAAAGAGUUGUACACUCUCCUGAAUGAGAACUAUGUGGAGGAUGAUGACAACAUGUUUCGUUUUGAUUACUCCCCUGAAUUUCUGCUCUGGGCUCUGCGUCCUCCAGGCUGGUUGCCUCAGUGGCAUUGUGGGGUGAGAGUGAACUCUAAUAAUAAGCUAGUUGGUUUCAUCAGUGCCAUACCAGCCAGCAUCCACAUCUAUGAAAUAGAGAAGAAGAUGGUGGAGAUUAACUUCCUGUGUGUGCAUAAGAAACUUCGCUCGAAACGAGUGGCUCCGGUACUCAUCAGGGAGAUCACCAGACGGGUCAACCUGGAGGGCAUCUUUCAGGCUGUGUACACCGCAGGUGUGGUGCUGCCCAAACCAGUGGGCACCUGCAGAUACUGGCACCGGUCCUUGAACCCACGAAAGCUGAUUGAGGUGAAGUUCUCUCACCUGAGUCGAAACAUGACUAUGCAACGCACCAUGAAGCUCUACCGACUGCCAGAGGCUCCUAAGACUUCAGGCCUCAGGCCGAUGACUGUAAAGGAUGUGCCAGCAGUUCAUCGCCUGCUGAAGGAAUACCUGAGUCUGUUUAACCUGGUUCCCGUCAUGAGCCCUGAGGAGGUCCAACACUGGCUGCUUCCUCAGGAGAACAUCAUUGACACCUUUGUAGUGGAGAAUUCAGACGGGAAGCUGACUGACUUCCUGAGUUUCUACACUCUGCCGUCCACCAUCAUGAACCAUCCUGUGCAUCGCAGUCUGAAGGCUGCGUAUUCCUUCUAUAACGUACACACCACCACCCCCCUGCUGGACCUGAUGGGAGACGCUCUCAUCCUCGCCAAGUCGAAAGGAUUUGAUGUCUUUAAUGCACUGGACCUAAUGGAGAACAAGACAUUUUUGGAGAAGCUCAAGUUUGGCAUUGGAGAUGGAAACCUGCAGUAUUACCUCUACAAUUGGAAAUGCCCCAGCAUGGGGUCAGAAAAGGUGGGUUUGGUUCUACAGUGACCCAUUCCACCAUCCAUAAUCUGUCUCUCGCAUGACAGCGAGGCGGAUUUAUGACAUCACGCACUGACCACCUGACAGAUGCUACCAAUGGACUUCCUGCUUCAGGAAGGAGUAUUCACCGGCCAUUUUUAAGUUUGAACUUUGACCUUUUGGACCUGCACUACUGCUGCCAGACUGAGAGAAGAUGUGUUUUCUUCUCUUCUCUCUUAUUUCUCUCUUUCCCUCCCUCACUCUUCUUCUUAUUCUCUCUCUGCGCAUGGACCUAAAGCCAUUGUAAUUACCAUCAUCAGAGAUGAGGAACCUUAAUCUGUUAUGAUUGUUAACAACAAUGCGCACACACACACA